Parus major (Great Tit) is the source of this 7743-nucleotide messenger RNA. RefSeq names its product armadillo repeat containing 9 (gene ARMC9). The transcript is spliced from 26 exons. NCBI's taxonomy places the organism in Eukaryota, Metazoa, Chordata, Aves, Passeriformes, Paridae. Gene Ontology annotation, biological process: cilium assembly. The record is from RefSeq and is a predicted model, not a curated record. The coding region runs from base 3462 to 5936 and encodes 824 amino acids. Gene Ontology annotation, cellular component: centriole; ciliary tip; ciliary basal body. Gene Ontology annotation, molecular function: protein binding.
AGCUUAAGCAUGAAAUCUGGGGUUCAGGGGUGGACAAGUAGUAGCUGAAAAUAAUUUUCUGGAAACAUCUGCAUUGGCCAGCAGAGUUCAUGGGCUCCUUCAAGAAGCCUGGAGGUUUUGCAGUUUCUCCCUGAGUGGUGAGGCAGGAGGCCAUUGGUCUGUGUUGGUGGCAGCACCAAAGCUGUGCUGAUGUGAUGUGUGCAGUGAGGCUCACUGGGACUGUGGAUGUUUCUGCUGCUGCUGCUGAAGCUCUCUGUCCUGCUGUUUCUGUUCACCCAGUUCCCAGACUAUUUUGUCCAUAUUUUUUUUUUUUCUAAUGGAGCAUCUCUAGCUCUUCCUUUCCCCCAGGCCUUUGCUAUUUUUGGCAGGAAUGCCUUGCUGUUACUGCAAACCAGCUCUCACACACAUUGGUAUUUGCCUUGGUUGGGAGCUUAAUGACCAACCCCUGUGUGAGAUGAGCACAUGGCAGAAAGCCCAGCUGGGGCCCCUUACCUGAGCUGAUGUCAUUCCCAACAGAGGCACCCCCAGCCUCCCAAAAGUAGUCCAUCUCCCCUGGAUGUCUUUUCCUGUAGGGAAUCUCUGAAGGGUGAUCUCUGCUGGGAAGGUACCAUCAGCUGUUUUGUUGGGAUGAGGGAACAGAGAAAGUGCUGGAGGACUCCCUCCUUCCACACCAGGGUGGUGGCAGUAGCAAGAAGGUUUUGCAGAGGUGGGAGAAGGCAGCGUCUCCUCCAGUUGAGACGCUCAGGGGACUGACAUGGUAGGGGAAUAGCCUGAGCUGUGGGUGCUCCUGUCUUCCUCUCUGAACUCCUGCUGGGAGAAGAAAGCUCUGGCUCCUUCAGCACUGGACUGCAGGUGCCAGGGAGCCUCCUUCACUGUUUUGCAGCGGAGCUGAAAGGAGCUUUUUUGGGAUCCACCAGCCAGUCACUCCUCCCUCUCUGCUCCACAUUGAGCAGGCCAGGAGGUUUCUGGAUCUUAAGGAGAGCGGAGUUCACCCUGCACCUCCUUCAUGCAUUCCAGGACACAAAAUCAAAGUCUCUGUUGUGCCUCUCCUGGUAAGGACUAGGGCAGGAAAUUGCUGAAGAAGUGUGAUAUAAACAGCCUGACACAAGCUCACUGAAUCCUCCUGGGGAGAGGCAGAGGAGAGCUGAAACCUGAGGCUCAGCAGCAGCCAAACAAGUCCCAUCCAGUGGAGACAAAGCAGCUUUAUGGCAGUCUGAUGCUGGGGAGAGCAGAGAGGUUGUGCUAUUCCAUUCCUUGGUUUUCUGUGCAGACAGCCCUGGGGGAGCAUUGCUGUGUAAUCCAGAGUGUGAGCAGCAUCUCAGCUACCUCAGCACAGGACAGUGGUCCAAGCAAACCCCUCUGUCCCCCAGCCAGUCCCAGGAGGAGCUAGUCUGUGCUUCAACCCAACCAACAACAACGUGUCAACUAAAAUUUCAAAUAACUUCCUAUUUAUUUAUUUAUUGCCUCAAAGCUCCUUCAAAGUAUUAAUUGAAAAUCCAAAUAAAUUUUUUUUUUGGCAAUUAAGAGCCAAGGUACGACACAGAAAAUAACAGGCUCUUUAAGCUUUGAAAAAUGUUCCUGUCUUCCCUGCUUGCUUUUGUUUUCAAUGCAACCACUUGGAAAGGCUAUUGCAAGAAGAAAUUUCCUGCAGAAUCUUCCACUUGGACACAGAGAACAGCCUUCUCUUUUCAAAUCAAGCAACAGGUUAUGAUCCAAUCUGGGAUCUGCAGCUUGCAGAGCCCGUGGCCCAGCCCCAGGAAUACUCAACCCUUGGCAGAGAUGGCAGUGACACCUGCCCCAAGGAAAAUCCAAACUGGGGAGCUGAGAUGAUGCCCCAGGUGAUGAUGAAUGUCCUUUGGAUACACAGGACAGUAGAGUCCUGCUUUUCAGGUUUGAGGCACAAGCUUUGCAUUUCCUGAUCUUAGCCCAGGUGCUGGCCAGCAGUGGAUGUUCCCUUCCUUGGGCAGCACCUCUCCAAAAAAGUGUCCCUCCCCAAGAAGCUCAGGAGCAUGACACAAGGCAUAGCAGCCUUGCCUGCUCACCGGAGGAGAAAUUCUGCAAGAAUGUGAGGAGAAAACGAACAAAAAAAUACAAUCAAGCAAAGCCCAGAUCCCACACACCCUUCCCACCAUCCUGCCCAGGGCAUGGUGUCAGUUCUGUCUGCAUUCUCAGAGGAGAAAGCCAGCUGGAGGCACAUCAGCCUGAAAAAUUAGACUCUGUAAAUCCAUUUCUUUGGCCAUGGGCAGUGCCUGAUCAUCACCAAAACAAAGCAGGUGAAAGGGAACACAGGAAAGUGCAGCUGCCUUUACAGAGAAGGGCAGCUGCAGCUGUUCUGCUCCAAAACCUUGGAGCCACUCUCUAAGGUGAGUCUUUCACUCCUUUAAAAAGUUAAAACAGAUGACAAACUGGAGGAGGAGUUCACAGCCUCAUGGAAUCCAUUGGCUGAAGUAAGGAUCCUGAAGGCUGCACUCACAGUGGAGGUGAGGGGGCUAUAAAUGGACAAGGGAGCCAGUCCUUCCUCCCCCAGGGAUGAGCCAAGUGCCUGAUGGGCUCAAGCAGGGAAAACAUCAACAUUAAUAGUUAAAGUUUGCUAUUGUGGGAUCCCUGAAAGCUUGUAGGGAACAGAAAGAUGAAGCCUCUGGUGUAGAGAUACUCCCUUUAAAUACAGAGUAUAUCCACUGUUUAUGUUGUUAGAAGUUUGGGGUGUAUAAUCGCUAUGCUUUUUUAUAUACAUAGAAAUUUAGUACUUAGUAUAGAAACAUCCAAACCCAGAAAUCUCAGUUGCCAGCUCACUCACCCCCAUCCUGACCACUUAACAGCACUCACAGCAACUCCAAAGCUAACUCGAAUGCUGAUUGUCACACACCCAGGGAGCAAUGAGAACACAAACUAACACUUAGAAAUCUCCUGUUACUUCCUAGGAAUUAUCUGGUGCUAUUUAUAAAAUAUCCAUGGGCCUUCUAGAAAUUUCAGUGGACUUUCUGUGGAUUUUCAGUAGGCUUUUUAGGAACUCAGACUAGACUCUAGGAAUUUUCCAUCACUCUGAAAAUUUCUCUGUGCUUUCCCGGUAUAUCCUUGUUCUUUCUAGGAAUUACAGAGAGAUUUGUAGGGCUUGUGGGCUGGAACUCCAGGGUCCUUUCUGAACAGUUUGAUGUGCUUCCCAGAAAUUCCAGCUCAGGAAUUCCACUUUAGAAGACUUAAAGGAACAAAGAUGGUGCUGCGCUGUCUGGCUGUGGGAGAUGCAGAAGAAUGGGUCUUUUUGGCGGAAAACAAGACUGCAGGAAGCGGGGCCGAGGCUCUGGGCAGGAGCUAACUGAUCAUACAAUGUUGUUUUACAGCGUGGAGCUAACAUUUGCGGGGAACUUAAUGAUAAUGGGAAGAACUUCAUUAGCGCUGUUAAUUGAAAAAGGGACAAAAAAACUCGCUUUAUCAGCGAUGAGAAGUAGCAGCAGCCCCUAGCAAUGGGUGAUGUUUUAGCGUAUGAAGCUGAGUUACUUGGACUAGUGAAAGAGUAUUUGGAUUUUGCUGGAUUUCAAGAAACAGUAAAAGUACUUAAAAAGGAAUGUAAAACAAAAGGGAAGCCACUAUCUAAACCAGCAGAUGUUUCCUCAGAAGAGUCAUUGCCUGUUCAGGAAGAGAUGCUUUCAGCAUUUGAGGAUGGUGAUCAGAAAGUUUUCUUCCAGCUCUGGGAGGAGCAUAUUUUGUCUUCAGUCCAUGACACUGAUCCAGUUGCUCAGAACCUGGAGUUCUAUCUCCACAUCUACUUUGCCAUCUUCCUCUUGAAACAAGCAAUGGGAAAGCCAGACAAAUCUGAACUUGAGGAAAGGAUUUCUUAUUUCAAGGCAUACCUGGAAACAAAAGGAGCUGCACUGAGCCAGACUGCAGAGUUUCUUCCCUUCUAUGCUUUGCCUUUUGUUCCAAACCCCAUGGUACAUCCUUCAUUUAAAGAACUUUUCCAGGAUUCUUGGACAUCGGAUUUAAGGACAAGAUUGGAAAAGUUCCUGUCUCUGACUCUUAAAGCCAGACAGACUCCUCGGCUUCUCACUAUAUUUAAGGAGAGUGGACAGUGCAACAAAGAAAUGAUGCAACAUCUUCAUCAACAGUUAGUGAAGUGUGAGCACAGGUAUAUGACCAACCUGAAACAAUUUUACGAAUUGCAGAUGAGCCACCAUAAUCUCCUUGGAGUCACUGCAGAGCUGGUGGAUUCUUUGGAGGCCACAAUCACUGGCAAGAUGAUUACACCAGAGUAUCUUCAAGGUGUUUAUGCUUGCUUAUUUAGCAAUCAUUUGAGACAAGCUGUAGCACACAACAUUGACUUCACAAGGCCUGGAACUGGAUAUUACUCUAUGAGCCCUUGUGAUGACGGAUAUGCUUCCACAUUGUUAAGAGCAUCUUUAGCCUCCAUGAAGGUCCAGGAUGUGCCAUUGUUGCCCUCUUUGGAUUAUGAGAAGCUGAAGAAAGAUUUGAUUACAGGGAGUGAUCGUCUCAAGGCCCUCUUGCUGCAGGCUCUGCGCUGGCGCUUGACAACAUCAUAUCCUGGAGAACAAAGAGACACUAUCAUGCAAGCCUACAUCAGUAAUGACCUCCUAGAUUGCCACAGCAACUGUCAGAGAAGUGUCCUCCAAUUAUUAUAUUCUAAGAGUGAGGUAGUCAGACAGUAUAUGGCAAGGCUCAUCAAUGCUUUUGCUUCACUGACAGAAGGUCGUGCCUACCUUUCUCAGAACCCAACAUUGCUGCAAAUGCUGGAGGACAGACUGAAAGCUGAAGACAAGGAUUCCCUUACAUGGGAGAAUGUUCUGGGUGCUCUGCAGAAAUUCAGCCUCAGGCGUACACUGCAGUCGGCAAUGAUCAAAGAUGGGCUCAUUUUCUGGCUGGUUGAUGUUCUAAUAGACCCAGAUUGUCUGUCUGAUUACAACCUGGAGUACUGUGCUGCCUUGCUCAUGAAUCUUUGUCUGCGGAGUGCAGGGAAGAAAAUAUGUGCAAGUAUCCCAAAUCACAUGCUCAGAGUUCUUUCUAGUCUUCUUGACCAUGAGAAUCCUAAGGUCCAGUCAUAUGUGAAUGGAGCACUGUACAGUAUUCUGGCCAUCCCUUCUGUCCGAGAAGAAGCCAAAGAAAUGGGAAUGGAAGAAAUUCUGCGCUGCUUUAUCAAGGAAAGAAAUGAAGAGAUGGUUCGACAGAUUGAAUUUGUUAUCAAGCAACUCAAUUCAGAAGAGCCAUUCAAUGAUAAUAUUGUGUCUGAUGAUGAUGAUGACAAAGAGGAAUAUGAGGAAGAGGACAGUAACAUCCUGGAGCCUGAUCUGGACAAAGAUGAAGUUUUGUUGCCUCAGCUGGGGGAGCUUGCAGGAGAGAAGCUACUGACAACCGAGUACUUGGGAAUAAUGACUCACACUCCAAAAACUAAGAAGAAGCAAUUUCCUGGUGUCCAUCAGAGUACAGGUGUGCCUCUCCAGAGACCUGUGACACCAGGUUAUCACAGAGCUGCAUGUCUAAUGCCAGAAAACAAUUCAUGUCACAGUAGGCAUGAGAAGCUGCAGUCUCCACCGAGUGGUCCUUCUUCCAUUUGUGGUGGGAGCCAGUCCAGCAUUUCUGACUUCUGCAUUUCCCCCUCGUCAGUUGAAAUGAAGUCAUCUGAAGUAUUUGCAUCAGGCCAUAGAAUGGACCAACACAUCCCAGCUGGUGAUACCUUGUCUUCUCGAUCUGCUGACUUCACUGAGGACAAAGUAAAUGCUCCAUCACAUAGGGAGUUUGCUUUAGCCUUCACCAGCAAACCCAAGAUCCCUCGCACUCCUGACGGGCAGAGCACCAGCCCUAGAAAGGGAAAGGUCCCAGCCAUUGCCCCCCAGUUCUCCCAGUCUGGACCCCAACAAACAAGCCAUCCAAGAUCAUCAGCAUCAUCCACAAGGAGUAGACAGAGCAACUCUGCAUGGACGUGCUGAAGCUGUUUGCAGUGUACCAAGUUCUGUCUAAGGCACACUGGAGCUAGGGCAGUACAAAAAUCUCUACCAGAGGAAUGGGGAAUGAUUUUUGUCCAGAGUGCAACUGGGCCCUGGUGAUGCCCUUUCAGUUCUUUAAAUAUCCCCCGAAAAGGGGUUGCCAGAAAUACAUUCUGCAGUUUUAAAUGGCAGCAUCAUGAGUUAAAGUGCCUUUCUGCAUGUUUUUUGUGAUGUUUGUGUCCCUGUACAAGUUGAACAAGUGUUGCCCUCAGGCAGCUUCUGUCUUGUAAUAAAUCCUGCUUUCAGCUGACAGACUCUUUCUUGAUGUUUUUCUGCAGGCAGCCAGUCCUACAGGAAGUGAGAACAGUUCCUUUCCUCGAGAAUCACCUGUCACAUUGUCGAAGGACAGAGCCAGCUUCCUGUAAUGAGCUUUACUGGUGACCUACAGAGGAGAGUGAGGUUGUUGACACUGCAGGCCUUGCACAGGGAUUCAGGAUUAUCUGAUGGGAUGUGUCUGUGGUCUCUAGAGCUGGCUAAGACAAGGGCCUUGUUAUUAGAAUUUGAGGUCUCAGCAGCAGCCCAGGACUGACAUGGGAGAUGGAUAUUCUCUGAUAGUUUACUCCAAAGUGACAUUGAGAAGAAACUCUUGAGGAGAAACUCUUGCCUUCUGUGUCAGAGGAAAUGGCCUUUGGAAACAGAAUGUAGGCUCAGCCCAGGAGUCUUACCAAGCAACUGUAUUCUUGACUUAUUUCUUGCUGAAGCAGCCUGCCAAUUGCUUUUUGUAAAACUUUGCCUGUCUGACCAGACUGGGAGGUAUCUGUGUUCAAAGGUUCUGCGUGAAGAGGGGCAGUGUUUGCCACACAUGCAGAGCCUUCCUGCCCAGAGCAGUCCUGUGUGGGGCAAGAUCUGCAUGGCCUCCAGACCCUGAAGAGGAAAAUACCUAUUUUAUCAAUUUGUGGUUGACCUGUAGCAGAUGAAAAAUGCUGUUACAGUGCCCAGUGCAUGCUCACCUCUGAGGUCUUUCUUGGCAGCAAUUGCUCCUAUUCCUUCUUUUUGCAUUUUUUUUUUUUUUAUAAUUUUACUGUUUAACAUUUGUGGAAUGAAAAAUCUAUUUUUUUCCUCUGGAAUGAGGAGCUUUUGCUUCUUCAUUCAUAGAAGAAACCAUGAGAAUGUGAACAGAUCAGAAGCAACUUUCUCUUUACAUGUAACUGCUCCAUCUUCUUUAGUCUUUGUUACUUUUUUUUAUGUUCUUCACUUCAGAGCAAUGACUGUUUAUGUCUUUAUGGAAUUUGUGUUGGUCUUUGGUGCAUAUGAAGUGCUGGCUAGACAAGAGAGAUCAGGAAUCCUUCCACUAAAUAAAAAAGCAUCAUUCAUUCUGCCAGUGGAUUACUAAGCUAAUGCUGUUUGUUAUUCUUUCUCUCAAUGGUAACAGUGACCAGGAAACACCAAAGUCUUCACUGGGGGUUGGCUUUUCAGCAACACCCCCUCAUGUGACAGCUGUUAGGACACAUAAAUGCAUUUACAUUGGAACUUGGCUGCUGCUGAGGCAGUGAUGUACAAAAAGCAGACAGUGUAUUUGCCAUAGUCAGAGUUCAGUGUAUUUGCCAUAGUCAGAGUUCAGAAACAAAUGUCCUAAUGAGUAUGAAAACGGAGAAGAUAAGGCUUUGUUUUUGGAGUUUCACCUUGAGAAGCAAACAAUUGAAACACAACCUGAAAGGUGAAGCAGCUGCUAUAGUGACACUGCCUUCCCCUAAAGAAAAGAGUUGUAAAGCCAUUUCCACAGAGCCAGAAGAAAGCUUUUUGCUUCUGA